Phyllostomus hastatus (greater spear-nosed bat) is the source of this 3427-nucleotide messenger RNA. It is a transcript of the gene ZDHHC2, whose product is annotated as zinc finger DHHC-type palmitoyltransferase 2. Bases 151 to 1251 code for a protein of 366 amino acids. Gene Ontology annotation, cellular component: Golgi apparatus; endoplasmic reticulum. Lineage: Eukaryota; Metazoa; Chordata; Mammalia; Chiroptera; Phyllostomidae. The transcript has 13 exons. The record is from RefSeq and is a predicted model, not a curated record. Gene Ontology annotation, biological process: protein targeting to membrane; peptidyl-L-cysteine S-palmitoylation. Gene Ontology annotation, molecular function: protein-cysteine S-palmitoyltransferase activity.
GCGGCCGCAGUGGCCGCAGCGCAGCCGGCCGCCGCCGCCGCCGCCGCCGCCGGGCCGGUCCCGCCGGGGACGCCGGGCGCGGCCAGCCCGCCCCGGAGCCAGGCCCGCGGGCGGCGGCCGCGGAGCCGGGCAGGUGGAUGCUGCUGGAAGAUGGCGCCCUCGGGCCCGGGCAGCGUCAGGCGGCGGUGCCGGCGGGUGCUGUACUGGAUCCCGGUGGUGUUCAUCAGCCUCCUGCUCGGCUGGUCCUACUACGCCUACGCCAUCCAGCUGUGCAUCGUGUCCAUGGAAAACAUUGGAGAACAAGUCGUGUGCCUGAUCGCGUAUCAUCUGCUUUUUGCGAUGUUCGUCUGGUCGUACUGGAAAACCAUCUUCACGCUACCAAUGAAUCCUUCCAAGGAAUUCCAUCUCUCUUAUGCAGAGAAAGAGUUGCUGGAGAGAGAGCCGAGGGGAGAAGCCCAUCAGGAAGUCCUUAGGCGAGCCGCCAAAGAUCUCCCCAUCUGCACCAGGACCAUGUCUGGAGCAAUCCGCUACUGCGACAGAUGCCAGCUCAUCAAACCAGAUCGCUGCCACCACUGCUCCGUCUGUGACAAAUGUAUUUUGAAGAUGGAUCAUCAUUGCCCAUGGGUGAACAAUUGUGUCGGAUUUUCAAAUUAUAAAUUUUUCCUUCUUUUCUUGGCUUAUUCCCUGCUGUACUGCCUUUUUAUUGCUGCUACAGAUUUACAGUAUUUUAUCAAAUUUUGGACAAAUGGUCUACCUGAUACUCAAGCCAAGUUCCAUAUUAUGUUUUUAUUCUUUGCUGCAGCUAUGUUUUCUGUCAGCUUGUCUUCUCUGUUUGGCUAUCAUUGUUGGCUAGUCAGCAAAAAUAAGUCUACAUUAGAGGCAUUUAGAAGCCCAGUAUUUCGACACGGAACAGAUAAGAAUGGAUUCAGCUUGGGUUUCAGUAAAAAUAUGCGACAAGUUUUUGGUGAUGAGAAGAAGUACUGGUUGCUACCCAUUUUUUCAAGUCUAGGCGACGGAUGCUCCUUCCCGACUUGCCUUGUUAACCAGGAUCCUGAACAGCCGUCUCCUCCCGCAGGGCUGAACUCAGCAUCCAAAAAUCCUGAAAACCACCAGUUUCCUGCAAAGCCCUUGAGAGAGUCCCAGAGCCACCUGCUCACCGACUCUCAGUCCUGGACGGAGAGCAGCGCCAACCCGGGAAAAGACAAAGCUGGGAUGAGCAAUCCUGCACUGACCAUGGAGAAUGAGACGUAACUCUCCAAACAAAAUCAGUUCAUGUUUCUGAAAGUAUCAGUGCUGCAGGUGGACGGAAGAGGCUUCCCACGGGCACCACUGGCUGAUCCGAUCGUCCCCAUUGCCCUUGGGCUGGACACGCAGGACGUGAAUGGAUGAGUUCUCUCCACGCUGUUGCUUGAAACAUCACAUUUUUAAUUCAAGAUGCAGACUGUUUCAAUUAACGCAGAUUCCUGUUAAAUGUUAAAAAUGAUUAUGGUUUAUGAAUCAAGGACAAAAAUAUAAUCUGUCAUAAAAACUGAGCAUAUUCAUGGGCCAGUUUUCACCCAAAUAAUUGGGUAGCAUAAUUUGUCACAAUUCUGAUCCAGGAAGUUAAGAUGAAGGUACUGAGAUUUAAAAGAUUUCCAGUCACAUUAUGAUUGUAAGAUAUAUUCAUAAAACCUGUUACUUACCUAUGAAAAGGUGGAGGUGGCCAGACUUCUUUAUUUAUUCCUUCUGAUGCGAAUCUAUCUUCAGACUGAGUGAAUUCAUUACAAACUCCAAAUGACCUACAGUUGAUGAUCUCCAUUUUUUGCUAGACUUUAAUCUAAUUCUAGCUUUUGUUCCCUGCUAGAAAAUAAGUAUGAUCAUUGAAGCUUGAGCUCACUGAUAAGCAACUGGCUAGAAAAUUUUGUCAGAAUCAAUACACUUCUAUUGUAUCUGAAAUAUACAGGGUCCAGCAGAAGUAAGGCCUGCUUGAGUGUGGUUGGUAGGGUAAGAAUAUGGGUGUAAUAAUGUAUGGUUUUAAUUUGAACAUAUCACCUAAAAUGUCAUAUGGUAUGCUUGAGUGUGAUUGUAAUGUUACAGAAUUAAAUGCUUAUGGUUUUAUAAAAAAAGAUUUUGUAAUAAAAAAGGAGCAUUAUUUGUGCUGGACCCUGUAUUUUUCAUCUCUUCUAAUCUUCAUAAAUUGGGGGAAAAUCUGUAACAACUACAAAAAUCGGUUUAUUUUGUGAUAUUCUUUAGCCAGUUUGGCUUUUAUAACUUAUUUUUAUUUUUUUUCCUUUGAUUGAACAUAGCGGAAAUACUGAAUUUCAGUUAAGAAUUCCUGAUGGGUCCAUAGAUUAAUCCUCCAUUAUAUUACUUCUGUGUCUUCUCAUCAAAGUUAUGACAGUUAAACUAUAUAGUUCCUCAUACUAAGAUUAAUGAUGCAAUUCAUAAAAAAUUAUAUACUUUUUUGGGAAAUUUUGUUCAACAUAACGGGGUGCUGUUUGGAAGUUGAGUUUCAGAUAAAGUGGUGUGUUUGUUGAUGCCAAAAUGUCAGGCUUCAGUAAAUAUACUAAAAAGCUCUUGUGCCUUGUAUGCACUAUUUAAAAAAAGUGUUAUUUACUCUUUUUUAGUUUGUUGGAGUAUAAGUGUUGUAAAUGCUCAUGAUUAGAAUAAGCUGUGGACUUUUUGUUUCUGGGUACUGAUAUUCCAAACUUAAAGCAGAUUAGAUAUUAAAACUACAUAGCUAAAGAACUGGUAUUUAAUCAAAGAGAAAAUGGUAUUAAACUUUUCAAAAUCUGAGAGAAAAAUUCAACCCAGAACAGAAGGCCAGAGGAUAAUGGAGUAAUAAGAAAUCCUUGCAAUUACUCCUCCUUACUAAAAAUACAAAAUGUUUUAUAUUCAAUGAAUUAAUGGAAGAACCAAUAUCAGCCCAGUCCAUUUUAUAGAUCAUUUAAGAGCAAUUAAUUUGAACAGUAGGAUAGCAGGGGUUUGUUUUUUUCCCCAAACAUUUUUAAAGCUAAAUAUUUUAAUCUGACAAUCGGUUUCAAGAGAUUCCAUAAGGAGUGUUUUUACUUUUAACUUAAAGCAUUUUGGGGUCAUCACUUUCCAUUACCUGAAGUGCCAGGCUGGGACCUGCAGAUACUGCUGGGAGUCGGAGGGGCAGCAGCAGCACCACGUGAUGUGCUAGGAAUUACAUGCAGCCAGGUGUUGUUCAAAGCACAGGAAGCACUACAGUUGUUUCUAGGGGCUCAGGAUGGUGAGUGUUCCCUCUUGUCACACUAACUAGAAGCAGGGGGAAAGAGAUUUUUAUUCUUUACCUUGCUAGAGUACUGUUAAUUCUUUCCCCCGUUAGGUCUUUCGUGUAAUUAUUGAAAUACGUAAGUCAAUACACACUAGAUUCAGAUUUGAAAACAUUUUUAAAAAUAAAAUAUUUUCAUUAAGUUGUAAUGGU